Pectinophora gossypiella (pink bollworm) is the source of this 1761-nucleotide messenger RNA. RefSeq names its product opsin-1. Gene Ontology annotation, cellular component: membrane. Gene Ontology annotation, molecular function: G protein-coupled receptor activity. The transcript is spliced from 9 exons. The record is from RefSeq and is a predicted model, not a curated record. Gene Ontology annotation, biological process: G protein-coupled receptor signaling pathway; visual perception; phototransduction. Bases 168 to 1316 code for a protein of 382 amino acids. Lineage: Eukaryota; Metazoa; Arthropoda; Insecta; Lepidoptera; Gelechiidae.
CUCGGCUCUUCAGCCCUUCGCUUCACGAGAUUGGUUAUACAAUAAUAAAGACUGGAGUAGUUCGUGCAGCGAUUUUCUUCAGUAUUUUUGAUAAUAACCAUCUCGGGGCGAAUACCCCUACCCUGGACCUUUUUUUACGUUAGUUUGUGACAGACAGUCAAUUGAAGAUGGCGAUAGGUAUUCUGGACCCCGGGCCGGGCGUCGCGGCGCUGCAGGCUUGGGGCGGCCAGGUGGCGGCGUACGGCGCCUCCAACCAGACCGUCGUGGACAAGGUGCCCCCCGACAUGCUGCACAUGGUCGACCCAUACUGGUAUCAAUUUCCACCUAUGAAUCCACUUUGGCACGGACUUUUGGGUUUCACUAUUGGUGUCCUCGGCUUUAUCUCGAUCACUGGCAACGGCAUGGUUAUCUACAUUUUCUCGUCGACUAAGAGCUUGAAAACGCCCUCCAACCUUCUCGUCGUCAAUCUUGCUUUCUCCGAUUUCCUCAUGAUGUGCGCGAUGUCUCCGGCUAUGGUCAUAAACUGUUACAACGAAACUUGGAUGUUUGGUCCUUUGGCAUGUGAACUGUACGCGUGUGCGGGUUCGCUAUUCGGCUGUGCAUCGAUUUGGACAAUGACCAUGAUCGCCUUUGACCGUUACAACGUCAUCGUGAAGGGCAUUGCCGCCAAACCCAUGACGAACAACGGAGCCCUUCUGCGCAUUCUUGGUAUCUGGGCGUUCUCUCUCGCUUGGACUCUCGCACCUUUCUUCGGCUGGAACAGGUAUGUCCCUGAGGGCAACAUGACCGCUUGUGGCACCGACUACUUGAGCAAGGACUGGUUCAGCCGCAGCUACAUCCUCGUGUACUCCGUGUUCGUCUACUUCAUGCCACUGCUUCUUAUCAUCUACUCUUACUUCUUCAUCGUUCAGGCUGUCGCAGCUCACGAGAAGGGCAUGAGGGAGCAGGCUAAGAAAAUGAACGUAGCUUCACUGCGGUCGUCUGAGGCGGCUAACACCAGCGCGGAAUGCAAACUGGCGAAGGUUGCUCUGAUGACCAUCUCGCUGUGGUUCAUGGCGUGGACUCCGUACCUGGUGAUCAACUACACCGGCGUGUUCGAGAGCGCACCCAUCAGCCCACUUGCCACGAUCUGGGGCUCUCUCUUCGCUAAGGCUAACGCCGUCUACAAUCCUAUUGUAUAUGGUAUCAGCCACCCGAAGUACCGCGCUGCGCUGUACCAGAGGUUCCCGUCGCUGUCAUGCCAGGCGUCGCCCGACGACGGCGGCUCCGUGGCCUCUGGAGCCACCACCGUCACCGAGGAGAAGCCCGCCGCCUAAACCACGGGCGCCUGCCCCCGACGACUUGUCCACCCUUCACGGACUUACGAUUCUGCCAACGCGAUAUUAUUUAUUAUUUUUAUACGCAAACAUUUACAUUUGUACAAAGUUAUAAACUUGAGCACAGAGCGUGGGCUAGUUGCAAAAUAUUCAGGCUACUAUACGACUUUACUUUAACACUCCUGCGUAUUUUGAGUUCACGUUUUGUGUAUCGAGUUGAACGUUGCACACUUUUCUUAUACCUUCGCUUGUAAACAUCGGCCAACGACAUUGAAAAAAAUACAAAAAAAUGUUGAAAUGAACCGGUGUCGCUAGGCCGCCCUUGAUCCAUGAGACUGCUCCUCUUAGGUUUAGGUGAUGCGAUAGAUUCUUAACGAUGAAACAAGCGCUGUAUAUUGGACCUGGUAAAUAAAGUAUCAAGCAAAGUGGUUCAUGACCACAUAAA